GUAUUUAUGCUAUUGAGUAUUGACAUGUGUACCAAUUAGAAGCUAGAAUUGGGAGUGGUUCUCCUAUUAUACCUAACUCUUUUUCUCCAUGCAUAACCAACUACAUUCCUACAAAAGUAGUUGAGAUUAGGUCUCAUUCUGUCCAUGUACAUAUAAGUAUAUAAACCUAUCUCCACCUCCUCAUGUUUCAACCAAUUCCUCAUCACAACAAUGUUUCUCAUUUUCUUUACCUCUCUGCGCCAUCGUAUUUUAAUGCGGUGGCCAAUGUUACUAUAUGCUGCAACAUGGACCGCACUUCUAACUGCCACAGUCGCGGUGGCAUCCUUCUCGCCGGAAAUGGCAUUUGUAUCGGCCAUAUCUACGUCCUCUUCGUUCUCGAAUGAAUGCAAAGUAGAGGGAACAGUUAGAAUUCCCCUGGAUUUUCCUGGGGAGAUUGUGUGCUUGCCUGCUAAUCUGUUUGAAAGAUCUAAGAUUGAUUUUAUUGUUCCUCCUGUCUUUGCUGCUGUUGUUGUGGCCGGUUCUGCUUGGGUUGUUCGCACCUUGGGCUUGCCGGUGGACCGCGAGGCCCGUUGAUGUGUGUCAUUUUUGUUUUUUUUGGACUGUUUGUACAAAUGUUUUAAAUUUUUAAAAAGUUUAUAUUUAUAUAUCACACUUUUAUA
Molecule: messenger RNA, 659 nt
Organism: Mercurialis annua (annual mercury)
Lineage: Eukaryota; Viridiplantae; Streptophyta; Magnoliopsida; Malpighiales; Euphorbiaceae
Exons: 1
Coding region: 211-573 (120 amino acids)
Source: RefSeq, a predicted model, not a curated record